AUGGCUUCGACGCAAGAUGUCACUAAAACAAAGGACAGCGGAUCAGGAUCAAGGUCAACACAGGGGGACUCAAGCCAGCUUAGAGAUGAUCUUCUUGCAUUCUUAAAAAAGCUGGGACUUGAAGAGUACUACCCAAACAAGCUGACUCUGAAGACUCUGCUGGAGAUCAACAAAGCCAGUGUAUCUGAUAAAGAAGUUCACUCACUGCAAGCAAUGCCAUGGGUUUUCUUACGAAAGUUACUGAUGGUUGAUUCAAAUUCAAGAUCUUUAGAGUGGGAAGCUGAAGAAAAUAAUAAAACACAAGAUUUGUUUGCUGAGCAGGACUGUGAUGGUACUAUAAAUCUUCUAGAUCUCACCACUGCCCUCUUUAUCUGUGCAGAUAGUUUUCUCCAGCAAGAAAUGACACUUAAAAUGUCAAUGUGCCAGUUUGCAGUACCAUUUCUGUUACCUCGCGGAAUGCAUAACCAGUCCACUCUGAUGUUAUGGGCACUUCGAGGUAUCCUGAAAGAAUGGCGCCCACAUUCAAUGUCAGAAUCUAAAGGCUUCAUUGAAGACAGUGUUGUUAAUGCUAAAAUUCCAUUGAUAUCAUUUGUGAGGCUAAGCAGCUGCAGCUUGUCCAAGUCACAGGUUUUGAACCAAGUGCUCAACAAGUCACAGCAGCAUCAUGACUUCUUUUCACAUCGAGAAAUGAUUGGAGGAGCUUCUCCAAGAAUUAUUUCUAAUGGCCUGGUGGAAAUAUGCUGGAGUCUUCCAUCUGGAAACAAUAGCAUUGAUGUCUUUCAUGAACCAGUUGUGAUUGCUAAUUUAAGAGGAGAUGUUUGCACAUUUGAAACAAUAUUCUGUUUCCUUACUCAGGUGUCAGCAGCUGUUUUUGUGUUCCUGGACAGUGUUGAAGAAAUGGAGCAAAGGUUGCUUGCCUCUUUACAAAGAAACCUGUCCAAUAUCUUUCUUGUGGUUAACUCUCAUAGAAAUAUGAACCAAAAUCUAAAGUCAUCCAUUAAAGCAAUAGUCGAUACUUUGCAACUGCAAAGAGAUAACAUUAUUCUUAAAAGCCAAAAAGUAAAUUUGGCUAAGUUCUCAAAUAUGAUAAUUUCUGCCAUUAAAAAAAUCCUAGAUGGGGACAAGCAAACAACAUAUGAAAUAAAUUCUAUGAAGAAAAUUGCUCAAAAGUUUGGUCUUAACACUGAUGAAAAUGAAAACGGAGCCUGUGGAUCAGCUGAAGAAACAGCAGAGGAAAUCAUGAAACGUAUCGGAGUUCGCCGCAUAGUGGAAUAUAAAAAGUCACGGUUGCCACUGCAAGGUGAAAACUGGAAGAGACUGGCUCAGAUAGAAAAAGAGCAAUGCAGAUUAAAACAUUCAGGGGAACUAAGUUUAGAGGAGUAUAAAGUUCAACUUCAAAAAGAAAAAGAUGAAAUUCAGAAAAAACAAAGCCAGUACAAGAUAACAGAAACAAUGAACAUCUUAAUAAAUGCAUUGUCAGUAUUUGAUAACACUGAGCGAGCUUUUUUCCUUAAAUGGUUGGGAAUAAAGCUGGACAUGCGAUCACGCAAACAGAUGUCAGACCUACGGCACAAAUAUACCCAAUGUGAGCAAAAGAAAGACAAAGAUGGUAUAGCUCGAUUAGACCAGGAGUUGGUUGAUAGCUCUCUUGGCAUAGAGCACUACAUGAGAGAAAUGGGACAAAUCUAUGAGGCUGCUUCAUUUGGUUCAAGUAAAAUCCCUGACAAAAUUCUUAAUCUGCCUACUCUGGCUGCCCAAAUGCUUCUUGAUGGAUUUCCACUUGAACUACUAGAUGGAGAUGCAUCAAAUAUCCCAGAGAAAUGGGUUAAUAAUGUUCUCAUGGAGGUUCACAGGAUGGUUGGGCAGAAAAGCCGUUUAUUAGUUGUGACUGUGUUAGGGGUCCAGAGUACUGGUAAAUCAACACUGCUCAACACUAUGUUUGGAGUUCAGUUUGCAGUGGGCAGUGGACGAUGCACACGUGGAGCAUUCAUGAUUUUCCUUCCUGUGGGCAACGACUUGAAGGAGGAGUUACUCUGUGACUUUGUCCUUCUGAUUGAUACAGAGGGUUUGAAAUCUCCAGCACUGGCACAACUGGAAGACAGUUACGAGCAUGACAAUGAAUUGGCCACAUUUGUCAUUGGUCUUAGUGAUGUAACCAUCAUCAAUGUAGCAAUGGAGAAUUCCACAGAGAUGAAGGACAUCCUGCAGAUAGCAGUUCAUGCUUUUUUACGAAUGAAGGAAGUUGGCAAAAAAACUGUCUGCCACUUUGUCCACCAAAAUGUUGCUGGUGUAUCUGCAUAUGACAAAAACAUGACAGACCGACAAAAGCUCCUGGAUCAACUAAAUGAGAUGGCGGAAAUUGCAGCUGAAAUGGAGAAGAAGCCUAAUGUGAAGAAAUUCACUGAUGUUUUGGAUUAUGAUGUAAAAAAGAAUAACUGGUAUAUACCAGGUCUAUGGCAUGGCACACCACCAAUGGCACCAGUUAAUACAGGCUACAGUGUGGCUGUGUUAGAUUUUAAGGAAAAACUUUUGGAAAUGUUUAAAGAAAGAAAAGAUGAACAGUGCUCUCAAAUACCAGACUUCCUUCAAUGGAUGAGUAGCUUGUGGAGGACAGUGAAAUUUGAAAACUUCAUCUUUAGUUUUAGAAACACUCUUGUGGCCCAUGCCUAUGACAACCUUUGCAAAGAGUUUUCAGACUGGGAGUGGUUUUUCAGGAGACAUAUUUUCUCUUUCCUUAGUACUGCAGAAAUUCAAAUAUCUAAUGCUGAAAGCAGUUGCGUUCAUAAGGUUGUUAAUGCACUUAAAGAAACUUCGGAUAAAGAGAUCCAGAUUCAAACAACAGAAAUUACUCAGAAAUUGAAAGAGUACUAUAAAAGGAAAGGCCGUAAUGUGCAUUUGGUGGAAAAGUACAAAACUGAUUUUGUCAAAAACAUUAAAUCUCUGGAGAGUGAAAUGAAAGAAUAUGUGAAAAAAAGAUAUGAUGCUGCUCUUGACAUGAGGAGAAACAAGGAAAUAGUAGAAGAGAUACACGGUAAGCAAGCUGCAAUGAUUGAAGAACAAGUCUUGCAAUUACUGCAAAACUACAAACAUAAAGAUGAGGUCUCUGAGGAACAUCUAAAAGCUGAUUUUGAGGAAAUGUGGACAAAGGUGGUGGCAAACAUCACUGGUCUAAAAGAAAGGGAUGUUCCUGCUGAUGUGUUAAAGCAGCUGCGAGCAAGUUUAGGAAACCGCCAAGUCAGUGAGGAUUUGCAAAAUGUUAAGAAUUUGACAAAUUAUAGGAAAAAGGAUUUCAAGGCCAAAAAAACCCAUAUAAACAUGGGGAAAGGAUUUGAAAAGUUAUCAGCUGUUUUUAAAAUGCAAAGUGCACAACAUGAUCUAGACGUUAUUGCGGUUGAUGUCAUUACCAGUUGUACAAGUAAGAUCGAACAGUUAACACAGUUGAAAAGUGAUUACCAAGAAACAUUUACCAAAGACGUGCUUGAUGAAAUUGAUGCUCACCUCAAAAAAGCAGGAAAGAAGUUUAAUACCAAAUUUGAGUUUGACAUUAAAUUGCACAUUUUGAGCAUGGCUUCUCAUAAAUUCAAAGAAAUGCACAGGAAGUACCUAACUCAGCAAGAUCCAUUAGAACAUCUACAGAAAUUUAAAAGUCAAUAUCUUUCUGAUUUCGCUGAUUUGUACAGAGAGAGAGACCAGUGCCAGAGGAAAGCACAAGACUUUACUCAGCUCUGUCUCAAGCCAGCAGUGACUGAAUACAUUGAGCAGUCUCUCGGACCCGACAUUGUCGAUGCUGUUUUGGAGAACAAUCCUACGGAGUAUAGUACACGAACACUGUUUCAGUACACUAUUCUGAAGGAACUACUCGAAAAAUCAAACUUUAGUGACUUUGCAGGGUACAUUUUGCAUUAUGAGAAUUAUAUUAAAGAAUGGAUAAACUAUCACAUUGGUAAAUGCUUUUCCAAAGACAAAUCUUUGGAAAAAUUAAAAAAGAAAAAGCUGAACAUCAUUAUUAAAAAGAUCACUGAAGCAGUAGCAACUUGUAAACUUGAACCUGAUGGAUCUCCUUUGCCCAAUAAUGCAGAAGGUACUGCAAUUUUGAUCCGCAAUCUUUGCAAAGCUAUGAGUGAUGUCAUCUCAAUAUCCAUGAGCACAGUCGACAGGGUACUGUUUCAGAACACAAGCUGUUGUGAGUCAUUCACUAAAAGUCUUCAAGAAUGUCUUAAUGAUCUGAAACGACACAUAGAACAGGAGAUCUCAGAGUCCACUGAUGCCACUGAAACAAUAAAAAAUUUGUCAGUAAAACCCCAAGAUGAGCUUUUUAAGAGGGUGUUUGGUUGUGGAGAGCAGUGUCCCUUUUGCAAAAUACCAUGUGACGCAGGAGGAAAGGAACAUCAGCUACACCAUGCAACUGUACACAGACCACAAGGACUUGCUACCUGCAGAAAUUUGGAAACUAAUGUCCUUUCUGAAGAAAUUUGUACAUCUAGUGUUCAUGGGAAUGGGACAUUUCAAAACCAUGAAACAAAUUUCCAGCUUCACCCCUACAAAGACUACCAGAAAUACUACCCAGACUGGCACAUUGCACCUGACAGGUCUAUAGAGGCCUCAGAUUACUGGAAGUAUGUGCUGGUGAUAUUCAAUAAACAGUUUGCUGAAAGUUACAAUACAUUGCCAGCUGUGUAUCCAGAUGCAUGGAAUACAAUCACUAAAGAUCAGGCUUUUAUUAGUCUGAAGCAAAACUUCAAUAUUAAAUAA
This is a messenger RNA of Clarias gariepinus (North African catfish), 4752 nucleotides long. Its product is annotated as up-regulator of cell proliferation-like. The record is from RefSeq and is a predicted model, not a curated record. Gene Ontology annotation, molecular function: GTP binding. NCBI's taxonomy places the organism in Eukaryota, Metazoa, Chordata, Actinopteri, Siluriformes, Clariidae. The transcript is spliced from 3 exons. Bases 1 to 4752 code for a protein of 1583 amino acids.